Messenger RNA from Selaginella moellendorffii, 918 nucleotides. RefSeq names its product putative pre-16S rRNA nuclease. Gene Ontology annotation, biological process: rRNA 5'-end processing. The transcript is spliced from 6 exons. Bases 32 to 757 code for a protein of 241 amino acids. Lineage: Eukaryota; Viridiplantae; Streptophyta; Lycopodiopsida; Selaginellales; Selaginellaceae. The record is from RefSeq and is a predicted model, not a curated record.
CUAAGGCGCAGCAUUUUAGGGUUCCUUUGGGAUGUUUUCCCUCCUCUUUCCCUGGAGCAGUAGCAUUGCCACCGGCAAUGCGAGGUAUGUGCAUCGAUGUGGCUGUGCGGCCGAGAGCGCUAGCGAUGUAGCCUCCUCUUGUCCGGAGGAUUUGGCAGCGAGGAUUGCCGGCAUUUUGCCAAAUGCGAGGCUAAAGAAGUCGCUCGAAACGCGCAAGCUGAGACGAAGCGUGGGCAUCGAUUAUGGCCUGGAGAGGACGGGAAUCGCUGUGACCUUCUGUGGCUUGGCUCCUCGUCCUCUAUCGGUGAGCAAACUCAAGGGUGACAAUCUCAUCAAGAAGCUGCUGUCUGUUGCAAAGAAGGAGAAAGCUGAUGAAUUUAUAGUUGGAUUGCCGAGAUCAUGGGACGCUCAGGAAACUGAGCAAUCAAACAAGACACGCACUUUCGCGGGAAGGCUUGCACAGUAUAGUGCUGAAGAGGGUGUGAGAGUUUUCCUUCACGACGAAUACAUGACAUCAGAAGAUGCGCUGGAGUUUAUGAUCUACAGGGGCAGCACCAAGAAAUCACGAAGGCUCGAAGUAGAUGCAUAUGCAGCUGUGAUUAUUCUACAAACAUAUUUUCACAACGACGGCCGCUUUGCGCAGCUGAUGGUCCCCAAACGUGGGGAGCUCCAAGAGACACUCUGCUCCAAAUAUUACCAGAGGUUGUCUCAAAUUGAAGAAGACGAAGACGAAGAUGAAGACAACGAGGAACUGUAAAGAUUUCGUUAUUUUUGCCCCUAUGAGUUGUCUACGAGUUCAAUAGCUCCUAAGCUAUGACAGCACGCGCCGGAUACUUACAAGACUAUCUUAUUCUGUGAUUGGAAAUUAUCGCCAAGGUCUCCGGUUUUUACUUCUAAGUUAUCAUAUUUUGGACAGGC